Molecule: messenger RNA, 1082 nt
Organism: Meira miltonrushii
Lineage: Eukaryota; Fungi; Basidiomycota; Exobasidiomycetes; Exobasidiales; Brachybasidiaceae
Product: putative proline iminopeptidase
Exons: 2
Coding region: 69-1082 (337 amino acids)
Biological process (GO): proteolysis
Cellular component (GO): cytoplasm
Molecular function (GO): aminopeptidase activity
Source: RefSeq, a predicted model, not a curated record
UACUCUUACAAUCAUUCAGACAUAUACCACGAAUAACAUCAUACCCAUCAUCUUUUCAUAUUGUCAAAAUGGCUUCAACAAACAACAAUGCUAAUGGAGAUGCCACGUAUGUUCCCAAAUCUGGUUUACGUGCCCCAUAUCCUGCUAUUGAACCUUACAAGACAGGCACCUUAAAGGUUGAUGAUUUACACGAGAUCUAUUGGGAAGCAAGCGGUAAUCCUGAGGGUGUUCCUGCCGUCUUCUUGCAUGGAGGCCCCGGUGGUGCAACUUCCGUAAGCGAUCGUCAAUGGUUCGAUCCAAAGCAUUAUGCAAUCUAUUUGUUCGAUCAACGUGGAUGUGGUAAAUCCGUACCACAUGCCGAUUUGACAAACAAUACAACUUGGGACAUCGUCAAGGAUAUCGAAAAAUUACGCGAACACUUUGGUCAUGAAAAAUGGCAUGUAUUCGGUGGAAGUUGGGGAAGCUGUCUCUCUUUGGCAUACGCUCAAGCUCAUCCUGAUCGUGUACUCUCGCUCACCUUGCGUGGAAUUUUCACUUUGCGUCGUAGUGAAUUGGAGUUCUUUUACCAAAAUGGAUCUUCACACAUCUUCCCUGAACAAUUCGAGCCAUACUACGAGCACAUUCCUGAAGAGGAAAAGAGUGACUUGAUUGCUGCUUACUAUAAACGUCUAACAAGCGAUGACAAAGAAGCUCGUUUACAAGCCGCAAAAAGAUGGACUCGAUGGGAAAUGUCAACCUUGCGUUUGUACUCCAACGAAGAAGUUAUCAAACGUGCAGAUGUGGAUGAUUAUGCAGUCGCUUUUGCUCGUAUCGAAUGUCAUUAUUUCGUCAAUGCAGGUUGGAUGGAAGAUGGUCAAUUACUCAAAAAGGAAAACGUUGACAAAAUUCGUCAUAUCCCAGCAACGAUCAUUCAAGGUAGAUAUGAUGUCGUUUGUCCGGCUAAAACUGCAUAUGAUUUGCACAAAGAAUGGCCUCAAGCUGAUUAUUAUCUCGUUCCCGAUGCUGCCCAUGCAUCAGGUGAAUUGGGUAUUGCUCAUCAACUCAUUACAGCUACGGAUAAAUACCGUAGCAUCAAAGCUUGA